This is a messenger RNA of Didymodactylos carnosus, 960 nucleotides long. The record is from the annotation of a GenBank genome assembly. Lineage: Eukaryota; Metazoa; Rotifera; Eurotatoria; Philodinida; Philodinidae.
AUGAAAACUGUUGCUUAUGUGUUGAGCGCGGGUGCUGGCGCAUUUGGAGCGUUGAUUCUAUACAGAGAUAAAUAUGUUAGUGUGAACUACAAAGGUACUGAACAAUUACUCGGUAAAACAUGUGUUAUCACUGGUAGUAACAGUGGUAUCGGCAAAGAAGUAGCCAGAGAUUUUGCUCAGCGAGGAGCUCGAGUAGUAAUGGCUUGUCGAGACAUAAAGAAAUGUGAAUUAGCUCGUGAUGAAAUUAUAAAUGAAACAAAUAAUACAAAUGUUGUUUGUUAUGAAUGUGAUUUAGCAUCAAUUGAAUCAAUUAAAAGUUUUGCAUUACGAUUUAACACUGAGGAAAAAUAUUUACAUAUAUUAGUGAAUAAUGCUGGUAUUAUGUGGCAUCCACAAAAAUUAACAAAAGAUGGUUUUGAACUACAUCUUGGCGUCAAUUAUCUUGGUCAUUUUUUAUUAACAAAUCUUUUAAUUGAUAAAUUGGCUAAAUGUUCACCAAGUCGUGUUGUAAAUUUAACAUCGGCAGCUCACAAACGUGGUGUUAUUGAUUUUGAUGAUUUAAAUAUGUCUAAAAAAGUUUAUAAUGCCAAAUAUGCUUAUGAGCAAAGUGAAUUAGCACGUGUAUUAUUCACAAGAGAAUUUUGUCGACGAUUUUCUGAUAAGGGUGUUACGUCAUACGCUGUUCAUCCGGGCAUUGUUCGCUCAAAUAUUUCUCAAUACACAAUUGAUAAUUCGAUUAUUAGUGGAACUAUCAUCGGACCAUUUAUGUCGGCAUUUAUGAAAAGUUCAAAAACGGGCGCACAAAAUGUUAUCUAUUGUGCAUUAGAUAAAUCGAUAGAAAAUGAGUGCGGAAAAUACUACAGUGAUUUAACAGAAAGUAAACCAUCCAAAGAAGCAUUAAACGAUGCUAAUGCUAAACGAUUAUGGGCAAUCAGUGAAAGAUGGACAAGACUAAAAUAG